UUAUUCAUAUAAGUUUUUCAAUUGACAUACUAUUGUCACUGUCUAUAAAUCCAUUUUGUAAGUGUACACACGAUUUUAGUGGAUAAAAAUACACUUGAUGGUGGAAGUUUCGUAGAUCUUAUGGAAGGCCCGUGACCCUUAAUUCACCAUGAGCACGUGGAGGAUGGUUGGCCUCAACUACGUGAACUACUCGAACAUAGCCGCGAGAGUGCUGAGGAAGUCCCUCAAGGCGAAUCUGCGCGACGAAGCCGGCAAGAGGGACAUUUCUGCCAUCAGAUACUUCUACUGGCUAAAGGGAGAGAUGCUGGCUCAUGGAAAGAAACUUGAACCGGAAAAGGAACCAACUUAGCUCACGCUACUAUAACUAGAGUAGACAAUAGUUGAUUUUUUUUUAUAGUUAA
Ostrinia furnacalis (Asian corn borer) is the source of this 401-nucleotide messenger RNA. Its product is annotated as protein stunted-like. Bases 149 to 349 code for a protein of 66 amino acids. Gene Ontology annotation, biological process: proton motive force-driven ATP synthesis. The transcript is spliced from 3 exons. Gene Ontology annotation, molecular function: proton-transporting ATP synthase activity, rotational mechanism. NCBI's taxonomy places the organism in Eukaryota, Metazoa, Arthropoda, Insecta, Lepidoptera, Crambidae. The record is from RefSeq and is a predicted model, not a curated record. Gene Ontology annotation, cellular component: mitochondrial inner membrane.